UUAACAACAGUGCUGGCUGAAAGAGUCAGCCCAGCAGCCCCACCGCAGCUUGCUGUGCCCGGCAGGAGGAGGGGGUCCAGUCCACAAAGUUGCUCCAUCCUUCAGCUGCUGACAGGGUGUUCUCACAGGAGUGUGGAGAACACAGCUAAUGGUGCCCACAAACAGAAAACGGGGCCCAAGGUCACUCUGCAGCAUUGUCUUGGGACAUUACCCAGUUUGGGGACAGCCCUACAAGGCUCCUCUUAGUUUAGGCUUGAUGAGAGUGUAUAAAGAGAGACAGGAAGCUGCCCCUAGGAAACCUCCAUUGAGACAACAGUUUUAAAUCCUUCUGCUGUUGAUCACACAAGGCAUCAUUUGCAUGAGAUGCUUGUGCAUCAAGUCCACAUGCGCACAUAAAGUUAUUCCCUAAUUUUCCCAAAGUAGAUUAAUUCAUAUAUUUUCAGAACAGAAAAAAUAAUUUAGUCAUAAGGACUCCCUGAGAACUGCACCAAGUGACUCCAGCUGAGCCAGCAAGCGUGUUUGAGGAAGUCACCCAACAGGUGGGAGCAGAACCUUAGAGCAGGGCUGGUAUCAAGAGGGGAUGGAAGCAGAUGAUAGAUGGGAACCACAAGCCUGCCCAGAGCACUUCUCAGAAAGAAGCAGGGCAAUUGAUCAUAGGGCAGGGACUUUCAGCAUGAACCAACGCCCAGGGCUACUUAUCAUAUACUCCUUAUCAUGCUUGAAUCACAAGCUCAGUGGGGCAAGCCCUGUAAUCCCCCGAAUAAUGUCAGUACACUGCUCCUGCUCAUCAGUUAAGCAAUAAAUAUAGCAAGUUAUAAUGAAGGCACUAGUAUUUGCAUAUCAAGAUACCCAGCAAGCCAAAGCCAGAAUUGAAAAAGUAAUGUAACACGUGAUGCUCUACCACAGAAGUCAGCUAGAGCUCCAUAAUGUCCUCUGAGUCUUGGGAACAUUCAUCUAAACCCAGUGGUCACACUUCUCUGCUGGGGGGUUACACAAAGGCUGGCGAAGUGGCCAGUGUGGCUUUCUCUCAGCCCAAAGCCUUUGGCAGGGGUUGAGUCUGGCUGAAUCUCACCACUGCCAGAUCUCCGAGCAGGUUCUGCAAUCUUCUGACAGAAGCACCUUCUCCUGAACCACAUGCAGACAAACGCGCCUCUUCCUUUCGUGUACUCCACCUCUUUCCUUCUCUAAAACUAAUGGGCCAGAAUUAAGUCACACUUUUCCAUCCUCAUUUUCCUAGUUUUCUUUCCAUAGCUUACUUUUCCAUGCUACUGACCUUCUAUCCCUCCAUUCUACUCUCCUCUCUUCUGCUUCCCUCCCUUUCCCCCUCCCCCUGCUUUCUCUCCCUCUGCACUUUGUGAACUGCUGCUGCAGUGCUGAAGUCCAAAGUUCAGUAACUUGCUAAGCACACAGAUAAAUAUGAACCUUGGAGAAUUUACAUUGCUCCAAUGUAAACAGAUAGCCAAGGGUCCCUUUAUCAGCACUGGCUCAGGACAGUCGUGGGGGGUCUGAAGUGGCUCAAUUUUGUAUUUUGUUUUUUUUUGGGGGGUGUAAAGGCGGGAGGCUGUGCUGUGCCCACUCUCCUGACAGUCGAGCGUGUUACCUCAGGAACAUGGUGUAGGGAAGCUGGAAGCAGGAUAACCUGAAAUUCAAAUCCAAGAGACACCAGCCUGAAGACCAUGGUCUCGAAGCUGAGUCAUCUCCAAGCGGAGCUGCUGGGAGCGCUGCUGGAGUCGGGGCUAACCAAGGAGACCCUGAUCAAGGCGUUGAGCGAAGUGGAACCCUACGUGCUCCAGAGUGAAAGUCAGCGUGCUAUCAAUGCCCUCCAGACAGAGAAAGGGGAACCCUGUCCCGACAUCUCCAACCUCCCCAACGGAAUGGGGGAGUCCAGGUUAUCGGAAGAUGAAACCUCUGAUGACGGGGAGGAAUUUACCCCUCCAAUAAUGAAGGAGCUGGAAAACUUGAGCCCUGAGGAGGCUGCUCACCAGAAGGCUGUGGUGGACAGACUAUUACAAGAGGAUCCCUGGCGAGUUGCAAAGAUGGUGAAGUCUUACCUCCAGCAACACAACAUCCCUCAGCGGGAGGUGGUAGAUACUACUGGUCUGAACCAAUCUCACCUCUCACAACACCUCAACAAGGGCACUCCCAUGAAGACCCAAAAAAGGGCAGCCCUCUACACCUGGUAUGUCCGCAAGCAACGAGAGGUGGCUCAGCGUAAGUAUGGCAACAACUGUUCUCCUGUCUCAAUUUCAUAAAGGCCUCUGUUCUCCCUUGCUAAUCCUUACUCCCUAUUUUUAUCAAGGAAAAAAUUCCCUUGCCCCUUUGUGCCUGCAGAAUUCACACAUGCUGGCCAAGGUAUCCUGACAGAGGAGCCCAUGGGAGAUGACCUACCCACCAAGAAGGGAAGAAGAAACCGCUUUAAGUGGGGUCCUGCCUCACAACAGAUCCUGUUCCAAGCCUAUGAGAGACAGAAAAACCCCAGCAAAGAAGAGAGAGAGGCACUGGUAGAAGAGUGCAACAGAGCAGAGUGUAUUCAGAGAGGUGUUUCUCCAUCUCAGGCCCAAGGACUGGGCUCAAACCUGGUGACAGAGGUCAGAGUUUACAACUGGUUUGCCAAUCGCAGGAAGGAGGAGGCUUUCCGGCACAAGCUGGCCAUGGACACCUUCAGCGGACCACAGCCCACCUCUGCUCCCCCUCUAACUCCUCACAACUCCUCCUCCCUCCAGCCACCGUCUGCUCUCUCACCCAGCAAAGUUCAUGGAGUGAGGUACAACCAGCAGCCAGCCAGCGAGGCAGAGUCCUCCAGCAGCAACCACCAUGGGAACAGCUCCAUGGUGACCACCCAAACCAUCCUGCAUCAGGUUUCUCCCCCUGGACUGGAGCCCAGCCAGAACCUACUGAGCACAGACACUAAGCUGGUCUCAGCUCCUGGAGGAACUCUCCCUCCUGUCAGCACUCUGACUGCCUUGCACAGCCUAGAGCAAAAUCCACAUCCAUUGAGCCAGCAAACUCAGAACCUUAUCAUGGCAUCGCUGCCAGGCGUUAUGGCAAUUGGAGCUGGUGAAACCUCAUCCCUGGCACCAGCAUUCACCAACACAGGUGCCUCCACCCUGGUGAUAGGCCUGGCCUCAACCCAGCCCCAGAGCGUACCUGUAAUAAACAGCAUGGGGAGCAGCCUCACUACCCUGCAGCCUGUCCAGUUCUCCCAGCAACUGCACCCAUCCUACCAGCAGCCCCUCAUGCAGCAAGUCCAGAGCCACAUCAACCAGAGCCCCUUCAUGGCUACCAUGGCCCAGAUACAGAACCCUCACGCUCUCUACGGCCCCAAGUCUGAAGUGGCCCAAUACACACAUACAGGCCUCUUACCACAAACCAUGGUGAUAACAGAUACAGCCAAUCUCAGCGCCCUGACUAACCUGACACCAACUAAACAGGCAUUCACAUCUGACUCAGAGACUCACACAGAGUCUGGGAUGCACACGCCAGUGUCACAGGCACCAACGAUACAUUUACAGAACCAAGACACAACCAUCCAGCACCUUCAGCCAGGCCCUCGCCUCACCUCCAGCCCUGCUGUGUCCUCCAGCAGCCUGGUGCUGUACCAAAGCUCUGACUCUGCCAACAGCCACAGUCAGCUGCUGCCAUCCACUCACAAUGUCAUUGAGACCUUCAUCUCCACGCAGAUGGCAUCCUCCACUCAAUAAUCAAGACAACUAGCUCAAGAGUGACUGCCAUGACCAACCUGUCAGGUGCAACUCCAACUGUGUUUGCCGUCACUGUCACCACUGCCUUCCCUGGGAAGGAAAGGCUGCUGCGCUCAGCUGACCUCCAGCCCCUACUGACUCAAACAAAUCCCCUAUUCAGCUGCCUCCGUGAGAAAAGAUGUCUCCGGCUUAUGACAGAAGCCAUGGAAAGGUGAUGCUGGCACUGCUAAUAAUCUGUCCCACAGAAAAAACAAGCAAACCAAAUGCCACGAGCCAGCCUAGAAUGACCAGGCAUCCUUUUAUGGCUGUCCAAGAAGGAAUCCCAUCAAGAUAGGGAUCUGAAUACAAUAUGGCAAAAAUUCCAGGGCGUGGAUGGGACUUUCAUUCUGCUCAGCCUUCAUCAAGCUGGGCCUGUACAAACCUGCCAACACCAGGCUAAGCCAUGCAGGAAAGAGCAAAGCUAAGCUGCCAAAGAAGGGACACCACCUUUAAAACACUCACCUCCUUUGCUGUAUAGAAGCACCAGUUGGAACUAUGAGAAAUAAUAUUGUCUUGGAGGCAAGAGUGAGAGAAUCUGGUUCCUGACUUUGCAACAAAAAUCACCAAGAAACAGAUUCAGAAACAGCUUGGCACAAACCUGUCAGUAUAGGAUCACUGACUACAAGCUACAAUUCCUUUAAUUAACGACAAAAAAUAGGAAACAUUCUCAGUUAAAAAUGACCUGCCCUAAAAUCAUGCUAUCCU
Messenger RNA from Athene cunicularia (burrowing owl), 4445 nucleotides. RefSeq names its product HNF1 homeobox A (gene HNF1A). NCBI's taxonomy places the organism in Eukaryota, Metazoa, Chordata, Aves, Strigiformes, Strigidae. The record is from RefSeq and is a predicted model, not a curated record. Gene Ontology annotation, biological process: pancreas development; insulin secretion; liver development. The transcript is spliced from 10 exons. Gene Ontology annotation, molecular function: RNA polymerase II cis-regulatory region sequence-specific DNA binding; DNA-binding transcription factor activity, RNA polymerase II-specific. Gene Ontology annotation, cellular component: nucleus.